Molecule: messenger RNA, 1252 nt
Organism: Eruca vesicaria subsp. sativa (arugula)
Lineage: Eukaryota; Viridiplantae; Streptophyta; Magnoliopsida; Brassicales; Brassicaceae
Source: the annotation of a GenBank genome assembly
UAACGACUAGGUGCUACACUUGUCGACAUGUCAUGAGCAUUUCUCAAAAGCUCUCACCUUUUCAUCACACUCUCUCUCUCUCUCUAGAAACUUUUACAGUAAAUGCUUCAAAAGUUUCUCUGCAUUUACAUUUGAGAAUGUCUGAAUCUGCAGCAGCAGAGAAUGGUUACAUAAGUUUGUCAGAGUUCUCAACCAUGGAAGCAACAACAAUGUCUCAGUCUGACAAAACCAGCGAAAACGGUCUGAACUUCAAGGCCACCGAGUUGAGACUCGGUUUACCUGGUUCCGAGUCACCGGAGCCAGUCGACGAACGUUUCUUGCCUCUCAAGUCAGGGGCCAAAAGGGUGUUUUCCGACGCCGUUAACGGGUCUAACAAAUGGGUCUUCUCUCCUGGAUCCGCUAAUGAUGCCGGGUCGGGUUCGGGUUCCGUGAAAGAUCAUAAACCGGGCGUUCCGGUUAAGGAGAAGAAUAGCUCUGCAGCAGCAGCUCCAGCUUCGAAGGCACAAGUGGUGGGUUGGCCACCGAUUAGAUCGUUCAGGAAGAACACGAUGGCUUCAUCUCAGACACAGAAACAAGGUGGUGAUAACAAUAAUAGUAAUAAUAAAGCAGAAGCUAAGUCUGGACCAGAGCUUUGCUUGUAUGUCAAGGUGAGCAUGGAAGGAGCUCCUUACUUGAGGAAAAUCGAUCUCAAGACUUACAAGAGCUACGUUGAACUCUCUUAUGCUCUUGAGAAGAUGUUUAGUUGCUUCACUCUUGGUCAGUUUGGGUCUCAUGGAGGGUGUGGUCGAGAUGGGUUAAAUGAGAGUCGCUUGACUGAUCUCUUGCGUGGUUCUGAGUAUGUUGUUACCUAUGAAGAUAAAGACAGUGACUGGAUGCUUGUCGGUGAUGUCCCUUGGGAAAUGUUUAUAUGUUCCUGCAAGAAGUUGAGAAUCAUGAAGAGCUCUGAGGCUAUCGGCUUAGCUCCAAGGGUGAUGGAGAAAUGCAAAAGCAAGAACCAGUGAAGAUGCUUAAUGAAAUGUAAUUGCCAUUUUGUUUUGAAGCAUUCUUGUUUGUGUUUGUGGUACCUACUAACUACUAAGUCCUAAUAAGGCAUCUUCCUCUUACUUAUGUUUCUGUCCAUCAAAAUGGUUUUUUUUUUUUUUGCACAAAAAAGGGUUUACCCUUUGUUGUAUGUGUGUUUUUUUCUAAGAAAAACUUCAUUAUUCAUAUGUAUAAAAAAAGAAGUUGGUAAUGCAAACAACAGUGUAGAAAC